Molecule: messenger RNA, 1366 nt
Organism: Pezoporus occidentalis (night parrot)
Lineage: Eukaryota; Metazoa; Chordata; Aves; Psittaciformes; Psittacidae
Product: olfactory receptor 8U3-like
Biological process (GO): sensory perception of smell; G protein-coupled receptor signaling pathway
Cellular component (GO): membrane
Molecular function (GO): odorant binding; G protein-coupled receptor activity; olfactory receptor activity
Source: RefSeq, a predicted model, not a curated record
UCUCAGAUGCCCAAGCACCACAAUGCCUUUCAGAGGUGAUUUCACACCCUUUGCUUUUUGCUUCUCUUUGUUUUCCUCUGGGAAAGCAUGAGCAGCCCUGGAGGCUUCCUCCCAGGAGAGCACAUGCAACUGUAUUUACAGCCCCAGCACCACAAGCUGGGCUCUUGGAGUCUGGCAGGAGCUCACCUCUCUUCACAUCAGGUGCUUAACAGAGCUGAUGCCUGUGUGUGGAUGUUCUCUGCUGCACUGGGGAUAAACCCUUGGCUCCCAUCACUCGGUGACAGAGGGAAGGCACAGGAGGCAAGCAAAAUAAUGCCCAUAGGUUUAGGAUGCUUCAGCAUGCUGGAACUCAGAAAGGUAACACCUGGUCAUGAGAGGAAAUCACACGCAGACUAAAUUCAUCCUGUUGGGAAUUACAGACAGCCCAUAUGCGCAGGCUUCUCUUUUUGUCUUGUUUGUAAUGAUUUACAUUGUCACUUUGGGGAACUUUGGCAUUAUCAUCUUGGUUCAGGUGUCUCCCAGCCGCCAUAUCCCCAUGUACUUCUUCCUCACCCAUUUUGCCUUCACUGACAUCUGCUAUUCCACAGUCAUCUCUCCCAGGAUGCUGGCAGACCUGUUAUCAGAGGACAAAACCAUUUCUUUCACUGGCUGCAUGACGCAGUUCCUCACCUUUGUUUCUUUGCUACUAUUGAGUCACCUCCUGGCCAUGAUGGCCUAUGACCAGCACGUUGCUAUCUGCCAGCCCCUGCUUUAUGGGACCAUCAUCUCCAGCCCUGUCUGCUGGCAGCUUACACCUCACCUUUGUUUUCUACUAUGUGCCAUCAUCUACACAUGGUGUGUGUUUGGAGGUUCCUUCUGUGGUCCCAACCGCAUUGACCACUUCUUCUGUGACAAAGUUCCUGUAGUAAAGCUCGUGUGCUCUGACACCCACAGCAGUGAGAUGCUCAUCUUUGCCUUCGUCACCAUCAACGUAGUGGGCACAAGCGUGGUCAUUUUGCUCUCCUACAUCUCUAUCAUCCGCACCUUGCUGAAGAUGUGCUCAGCACAGAGCAGGGCCAGAGUCUUCCACACCUGUGCCUCCCAUUUGAGGGCUGUGUCCAUAUACUUUGGGUCAGCAUUCUUCAUGUACCUACAACCUUCUAGCCAUAGGAGCCUGGAUAAGGUGGCCUCUGUCUUUUACACCGUGGUCACCCCAAUGCUCAACCCAUUCAUCUACAGCCUGAGGAAUAAGGAGGUGAAGGGGGCUUUGCUGAAGUGUGUGAGGAGGCUGUUCAACCACUGGCAACAUACAAGACUUGUAUCAUGCAGGACAUGAAUACUCUACAUCAAGUAAGAAAGUCUAAACUAAUGGGAUUUUCCUCUAAUC